AAAAUGAGCGGUGAAGGGAUCGACGCCAAACAAGAAACAGGGCAGGGAAGCAGUGUGGCUCCCGCUUCUGAUCCAUCACCAGUAAAGGGGUGGGUUACAUUUGAUGAAGAAAAUGAAAAAAAAAAAAAAGAUAGCCCUGCUGUAAUUUCCGCGGAAACUGUCCAGAUUACUUUGGAAAGGAGUCUAAGCAAAUCAGCCGAAAGUCCCAGUAAUAAUGUAGCAGUGUUGGGCCCAAAACCGCUGAGGAAUGUGGAACUGCCCGUAGCCACCGUCGAACCUAUUCGACAAGGAUUCUCUAAUGGUGAUGUAAUUGUUACCUUGUUGCCUGUAAAUUCUCGUUUUCCAUGGAUAACUCCAGCCUUAUUCCGUCCAGAGUUGGUACCAGAGGAAUUGAUGGCUCAGGGAUUAACUCUUACGGUCGAAGAAUACGUUCAAACCAUGGAACUACUGGUCAAUGACGUCCGUUUUACACUAUACAACGUCUGCUACAAACGAAUACUGGUUGCGUGGAUAACCCUCGCCUUUAUCGUACUCCUUAGUCUGCUAUUUUCUGGUACAAGCGGACUGACCCUUUUCGGUUUAGGUAUUGGCUGGCUUGUACUUAAUGCGGCAGCUAUUUUUCUCUCAAUGUACUUAAAAUUCAAACUGCAACGGAAUCUCGAAAGGUGUCUGGCUCAAGUCAACAAGCAGUUGCUCCGACAUAAGAUAAUCAUCGCUCUAGAUGACAGGGGCAAAAUAUCAUGUCACAAAGUGAAUCUUUGUUUUCUGUACAUGGAUUCGGCAGCUUGUAUAUCUCAUCUGCAGACUACUAUUGAGCAGCAAGAGCGGGACCCGUCAAGUGGAUGGGAACAAAGAAUGGACAUCACUUCAAACGAUAUUGUGAUACAAGGAAGUAGGACUACUAGACUGUCAAGGAAACAGGAAAGGGCUGCAUUGUUGUACCUCCGCUACGCUGCCCGUUGGGGCAGGGAUAGAGUUAAGGAUCUUCUAGUUAGUCCGCCCGCAGCCGGAGGUCGCCACUGCAAUUCUAUCACGUGUCCAUGUCAAUACAUAGAGGAACACCUGCACUGCAAACCGACAGGUUCCUGUUGUUUUUACAUAGCAGACCCUAAUGUCCAGUCUGAAGUCUUUGGAAGCAUACAUCUCCCCACACUCCCAACUAGUAGUGUUUAAUUGCAAAGAAGUAUUUGUUGAUUUCUCCAUCUAGUAUUAUUUUUUUGUUUUGCUUUUAUUGUGCAAUUAACCAAAAAUUACUAGAAUUUAGAAUUAGAAUUAAAUAUUUAAUAAUACCUAUGACACCCCUCAGGUAUAUUAUACACAUAGUAACACACUAUCAGGAUUCAGUAUUCUAUAUUUCAUUUUAUCCAUAUUCUACUUAUAAGAAAACAAUGUACAAAAGUAACCUUAA
Messenger RNA from Cylas formicarius (sweet potato weevil), 1408 nucleotides. RefSeq lists its product as uncharacterized. The record is from RefSeq and is a predicted model, not a curated record. Lineage: Eukaryota; Metazoa; Arthropoda; Insecta; Coleoptera; Brentidae. The transcript is spliced from 5 exons. Bases 4 to 1173 code for a protein of 389 amino acids.